Gambusia affinis (western mosquitofish) is the source of this 2012-nucleotide messenger RNA. RefSeq names its product RING finger protein 212B-like. Gene Ontology annotation, cellular component: synaptonemal complex. NCBI's taxonomy places the organism in Eukaryota, Metazoa, Chordata, Actinopteri, Cyprinodontiformes, Poeciliidae. Gene Ontology annotation, molecular function: SUMO transferase activity. Gene Ontology annotation, biological process: protein sumoylation; reciprocal meiotic recombination; homologous chromosome pairing at meiosis. The coding region runs from base 946 to 1728 and encodes 260 amino acids. The transcript has 14 exons. The record is from RefSeq and is a predicted model, not a curated record.
UAUCUUGUGGUGUGUGAUUUUUAUUUUUAUUUUUUAUUUAUUUUUUUUUAUUUUUUUUUUUUUUGGGGGGGGGGGGGGAGCGUUAAAUGGCUUUUAUGCAGAAGGUUUACACUGGUGUUCUCCAUAAGCAUAACAAGACAAACCUUGAUGUGAGGGUUCAUGGAAAGCCUGAGAUAACUCCAAGCCCAAGGUGUUGAAAAAGGAUUUGCACAUAAGAAUCUGAUAUUCCAAGAUGUGUGGCAACUCUAUCCAUUGAGGGAGAACUAAAAAAAAAAAAAAAGUACAACUAAGGCAAUGAACUGAGCAUUUUCACUUUAAGCUGAAUGCACACCAUAUCUUGGACAUUUAGCCUACAUUCCAGCUUAUUGGCAAAGGAUGCAAAAGUAAACGGGAGUUGUAUACACACCAGAUUUCCUGCUCUAAUCCACACUUGUACAUUGCAAAUCUUCGGGUGGAAAAAUUUACAAUAUGAACAGUUUAAGGACAAAUCUUAAUUUAGCCUCGGAUCCUGUAAAUUAGGAAUUUGGUGCCUUAGGUCUCCAGCAGGUCCAAAUUCAAAUUGUGGCACUUCAGGUGGCAGAUUUUGAUAUGCAACAAAAGCCAUGGCAUUUGCCACAGAAUCAGUCGGAAGGCACAAAAGAUGCAACUUAUUUGUUCUAAAUUAACUUAUUCAAUCUGCCACAGAAAAGAGAAGCUGCCUUUACUAAACUGUAGCGGCUGACGGCACCGGAAGUUCCACGAUUUGAGCUUGCUUCCUCUACGUCACUUGACCAGUCAAAGUGGACUGGAUUCUUAAAAUUGAAUUUCGGGAAGCUUAAUAUACGGAACCAGGUUUUUCCUGGACAAAAGGAUAGCCAGGGCCGGAUUUAGGAGACCGUGGACCGCUGGAGCUAGAUUUGGUUACCACGAAGCUCCUUUUCGUUAUCCCGACGGUAGAAGUCAAAGAUGGACUGGUUCCACUGCAACCAGUGCUUCAAGAAAAGCGGGUCGAAGUUCGCUGUGUCGAGCUGUGGCCACAUCUCCUGCGAAGCUUGCAUUAAGUCAAAGCAGUGCAGUACAUGUGGGGUGGCCUGCUGUUAUCUGCCCAUCACUGAUCAGAUGAAGCCACAGGAAAAGGUGUUUUUCAUGGACCCUGGAAAGCUCAUCCAGGCGAGGAUGGAAAUGAUAGCACAGACUGCCAUUUUCCAGCAGAAGCAGAAGGAGAGAGUCACGGUUCACUUCAAGACCAAAUCCAGUGAACUGGAGAGGCGUCUGGAAGAGGUUUCUGAGCAGGGUUACAGACAACUGUCAGAGCUGAAAAGAGAGAACGGUGAGCUGAAGAAGCAGCUGUCAGAGCUGAGAAGAGAGAACGGAGAGUUGAAGAAGCAGCUGUUGGAGCUGCAGAGAGAAACUGCCGAACUGAAAAAGCCACUCUCUCAAAGGAGGGUUUCGCCUGGACAGUUCCAAACUACCGGCUCUCAGAGGGUUUCGCUCCCAGUUGGCGUUACCUCACCAGUUACUCCUCGAUCAAGAGCAGCGAGUCAUGUCGGCUCCGGAGAGUCUCAGAGGUGGACCAGGGAUAGAGGCAUUUCUCUCACUACUCCUGGAUCCAUUGCUUCCAUCUCCAGCCACAGCUCUCUUCACGAAUUCAGAACGUCACCAUCUUUUGGCACUCCUACAAGAACCCAGACCCCUGGUUUCCAGUUCCCAUUUAUGAAUGGAAUCUCACUUCACUCACCCAGACAGUGAAUAACUCGCCGCUCUUGCUGGGAACGCCUUUGGUGUGCAUGACACCCACUAGUUGAUUUAUUUACGUGAGCCUGAACAACAUUAGCAUUUUACAUUCUUAAUCUUUGUAAAGGAAGGGGUAUUCCCCAAUGUUGAAACACCUUGCCGUAUCGUUCACCUGGAUUAAAACCUCUAUGCAAACUGUGGCUUGAUUUUUUUAAUAGUCUACUUUCCUUGAAAUGCACGUCAUAACUAAUUAUUAGUGAAAGUCGUUUUUAUAGGACAAUUUCAGAACAAAAUUUACA